UGGCGGCCUCCGCGCGGGCGGAGACGCGGGGCCCGGUGGUUGCGCGGCCCGUGACGCCGUCGCCCCGCUCCGCCCCUUCCGGAGCAGAGGGGGGGAAGGCUGAGUGCAGCGGUGCCGGGCUUCGAGCUUCACUGACUCCGCUGGAAAACGAACCCGGAUGGCUUCUGCACCUGCGUCACAGCCUUCUCCGAAGAGAACAGUGGCCUCGCACGUGCCUUUUGCGGAUCUGUGUUCCACCCUGGAGAGAAUGCAGACGUGUAAAUCGCGUCCGGAGAAAACCAAGUACUUCAAGGAUUUCUUAGAUUCCUGGAGGAAAUUCCACGAUGCUCUCCAUCAAAAAGACAAAGAUGUCACAGAUUCUUUCUAUCCUGCUAUGCGGCUUAUUCUUCCUCAGCUGGAAAGGGAAAGGAUGGCAUAUGGAAUUAAGGAAACCAUGCUUGCAAAGCUGUACAUCGAACUGCUUAAUUUACCAAAAGAUGGAAAGGAUGCUGUGAAGCUUUUAAAUUACAGAACGCCCACUGGUUCACGUGGAGAUGCUGGAGACUUUGCAAUGAUUGCAUACUUUGUGUUAAAACCCCGGAGCCCUAAGCGAGGCAGGCUGACAGUAGAGCAGGUCAAUGAACUGCUGGAUGCCAUCACAAACAACAAUGCUGCUAAAAACAAGGGACUGGUGAAGAAAAGCCUUCUUCAGUUAAUUACCCAGAGCACAGCGCUCGAGCAAAAGUGGCUCAUCCGGAUGAUUAUAAAGGAUCUAAAACUUGGUGUUAGUCAACAAACUAUAUUUUCAAUUUUUCAUCCCGAUGCUGCUGAAUUACACAACGUCACAACGGAUUUGGAAAAAGUUUGUAGGCAGCUGCACGACCCCUCUGUCUCGCUCAGUGAUGUUUCUAUCAUGUUAUUUUCUGCAUUUAAACCAAUGCUCGCUGCUAUUGCUGAUGUCCAGCAAAUUGAGAAGCAGAUGAAUAACCAGGUAUUCUACAUAGAAACUAAACUGGAUGGUGAACGUAUGCAGAUGCACAAAGAUGGUGAUGUGUAUAAAUAUUUUUCCAGAAACGGGUUUGACUAUACUCAGCAGUUUGGUGCUUCCCCCCUUGAUGGCUCAUUAACACCAUUUAUUCAUAGUGUAUUUAAAAGCGACAUACAAAAUUGCAUUCUUGAUGGUGAAAUGAUGGCUUACAAUCCCGAAACACAAACCUUUAUGCAAAAAGGAAACAAAUUUGACAUUAAAAGAAUGGUGGAGGACUCUGAUUUGCAGACCUGCUUCUGUGUGUUCGAUGUAUUAAUGAUUAAUGAUCAGAAGUUGGGUCACGAAGCCCUGAGCAAAAGAUACAAGAUCUUAAGUAACGUAUUUACCCCAGUAACAGGCAGGAUACAUGUUGUACAUAAAAAAAGUGCCAGGACAAGAAAAGAAGUAAUUGAUGCUUUAAAUGAAGCAAUAGAUAACAGAGAGGAAGGGAUUAUGGUAAAAGAUCCCACAUCCACCUACAAGCCCGACAAACGUGGGGAAGGCUGGUUAAAAAUCAAGCCGGAAUAUGUCAAUGGGCUAAUGGAUGAGCUAGAUCUUCUUAUUGUUGGUGGCUACUGGGGAAAAGGCUCACGUGGUGGAAUGAUGUCUCAUUUUCUCUGUGCUAUUGCGGAGACUCCAGCUCCAAAUGAAAAACCUACUGUUUUCCACUCUAUUUGUCGUGUUGGCUCUGGCUAUACUAUGAAGGAAUUAUAUGAUCUGGGUUUGAAACUGGCUAAAUACUGGAAGCCUUACAAUAGGAAGGACCCUCCCUGUAACAUUUUGUGUGGCACUGAAAAACCUGAAAUGUACAUUGAACCUUGCAACUCCGUCAUAGUUCAGAUCAAGGCAGCUGAGAUUGUUAACAGUGAUAUGUACAAAACUGACUGUACUUUGAGAUUCCCCCGAAUUGAGAAAAUAAGAGAGGACAAAGAAUGGUAUGAAUGCAUGACUUUGGACAUGCUAGAACAUCUCAGAAGCAGAGCAGAAGGGAAGCUGGCAUCCAAGCACCUUUAUAUUGAUGAAUAUGAUGAGCCACAAGAGAAGAAAAAGAAAACUGUACCAAAGGUGAAGAAGGUAAUUGGAAUAGCUGAACAGUUUAAAGCUCCUGAUCUUUCUAAUGUCAACAAAGUUUCCAGUGUGUUUGAGGAUGUAGAGUUUUGUGUUCUGACGGGAACAGGAAGAUACUCCAAGUCUGAACUGGAAAGCAGAAUAGCUGAAUGUGGGGGCAGUGUGGUACAGAACCCUGGACCUGACACUUACUGUGUCAUUGUAGGAGCUGAGAAUGUCAGAGUUAAAAACAUCAUUGCUUCCAACAAAUAUGAUGUGGUGAAAGCAGAGUGGCUUCUUCAGUGUUUUCAGUCCAAAAUGCUGGUACCUUGGCAGCCAGCCUUUAUGAUUCACAUGUCUCCUGACACGAGAGAACAUUUUGCUCGUGAGUAUGAUUGCUAUGGAGACAGCUACACAGCAGAUACAGAUGUUGCACAACUCAAGGAAGUGUUCUCAAGAGUGAAGGAUAAUAAGAAGAUGCCUUUGGACUUGAUUGCUGAGUUAGAAGAACGUUAUUCAUGGAACAGCUGUCAACUGUGUAUAUUCAGAGGAAACACUAUUUAUGUGGACUAUUAUGCUAUUGUUAAUGAACCCAGUACCAAAAUCCAUGGCACAAGACUAUCAAUUAGAGCUUUGGAGCUCCGUUUUUAUGGUGCAAAAGUAGUUCCUCUCCUUGAGGAGGGUGUGUCCCAUGUUGUUGUAGGAGAAGAUCGUUCCCGGGUAAAAGAGAUGAAAGCUCUCAGGAGAAUGUUUGGGAAAAAAUUUAAAAUUGUAUCUGAGCUGUGGGUAACAGAGUCAGUGAAAGAAGGAGUCCCAAAGAAUGAAAAUCAGUUCUUAAUUUAAAGUCGGUUUUAACCUUACAGUAAAAGUAAUCUUGUGGUCACGAUUGAGCUCGGAUAUUACGAGCUUGUCUUAAAUUUUCUUUGUGUUUUUAUAUCUGUUUAAACCUGUGGGUGAAGAAUAACGCUAUUUUUGAAAUUAAAGGAAGGCUUGUAGCUAUACCGUUGUGGAAGCAAGAGUAUGCAAAGCUAUGCUAGAGAGGGAGAAAAAGCCACAAGAUAAGUAAUAUAAGCCUUUUACUUCAACAACGGGUCUCAGGGGAGAUCUAGUCUUUUAGUUAAGAAAUUCCUAGUUAUUAUUAAUGCUUGCCUCUUGUUCAAAAUGGAGACAAUAAUUCACUGUCUUAUGGAAAUUUUACUAUUUAUUUAGUGAUUUAUAGUGAGAUUCAUAUUUUUUUAAAAAGUAUAUGAUAUAUACUUCGUAUGGUAUGUAACUGAAUAAUUUAUAAGCUUUCUUUGUACUGUUUUACUUUGUUUACAUUGGUUUUAGUAUUAAGUUCCGUGCAACCUCAGUAGCACUUUGGUUUUAGGAUAUUGCAUUGAUCCGAUGUUUCUUUGCAUAAAUAAACACUGUAAAAUAGAACUUAAACUUCAUAUUGAGGUGCUAAUAAAUUAAUACUUACGUGUAUAUGUCUAAACUACAAAUUGGUUACUUAACUGUAAUUAUAUCUUUUGUCCAUUGCAGUUCAAGUUAAACCACCAACCAUGACAUGACCAGGCUUUUACACUUUCAAAAAAUUUUCAUAUGCUUUUUCAGUAACGUGCAAUGAAUUUCCAAAUAUUUACUUGAAUAUAUAUAUUUUUAAUUAUUAAAUAAAAUACAUUUUAAGUC
Messenger RNA from Numida meleagris (helmeted guineafowl), 3724 nucleotides. It is a transcript of the gene LIG4, whose product is annotated as DNA ligase 4. The record is from RefSeq and is a predicted model, not a curated record. Gene Ontology annotation, biological process: DNA biosynthetic process; immunoglobulin V(D)J recombination; nucleotide-excision repair, DNA gap filling. The transcript has 2 exons. The coding region runs from base 158 to 2896 and encodes 912 amino acids. Gene Ontology annotation, cellular component: DNA-dependent protein kinase-DNA ligase 4 complex; DNA ligase IV complex. NCBI's taxonomy places the organism in Eukaryota, Metazoa, Chordata, Aves, Galliformes, Numididae. Gene Ontology annotation, molecular function: ATP binding; DNA ligase (ATP) activity; DNA binding.